CUCACCAUUUACCAGCUUGUAUCCGAAUUCAUCUCAGUAUUUUCUUCAUAAGCUCUCCCCCAGGAACCUAAUACCAAAUUUAUUGCAUUUCUCAGUGGAUGAUUAUUAAUUCACGAGCUAGAUUUUGUAGCAUCUGAUUUUGAAUUCCAUCUCCAGAAGUUAAAAACACCCUCAUACCUUCAAAUUUACCGCUACUGUCGGCUGCAUUUACUGUUGUUUUACCCAAUCUUCUUUGUGCAUUAUGCUAUUUUCAUGCUUUCGCUAUUGUUUAAUUUGAUGAUUUGCCAGCAUCUUCUCUCCACCUAACCUUUGAAGUGAGGGAAGUUAGUGGUGCUACAUUUGCUUAAAUCAUAUGGCUGAGAGACAUUCUGUUGAUCAACAGCAAAAUCCUCAAUCGCAGAUGCAAUCGCCUUCUUCAAUGGCUGACAUGAUUGCCUGUGUGAUGGCGCUAGAGGCUGCUUUGCUUCUCUGCUUGCCUGCAAGAGAGCUCCAGGCAAUAGACCGUUCAGCUCAUCCUUAUCAUCAGAUUGAUGUUGAGAGACAUGCCAGAGAUUUCAUGGAAGCAGCGAAAAAACUUCAACUUUAUUUGAUUGGGUUGCAACGCGAGGAUCUGCCUUCCAAACCAGAUAUGCUUAGAAAGGAGAUUGCAAAAAUGGAAGAAGAGUUGAAAACAAAGACUGAGCUUAUAACUAAGCAAGAGAGACUGCUUCAAAAUUGGAGGAAUGAGUUGAAGGACCAAUUAGACAAACACAACAUUGAGUUGGAAAUGGUGUAAACUACUGCAGAUCUGUAUGAUGUAAACUAGUAUACAGAGUUUCUUUUUAGCGGGAUAGUUUUGUAGCCAUUUUUUGCUUCCUCCAGUAGAAGAAAAGGGGAACAAUGUUAGUGUGAUAUAAUCAUCGGAAACAUUAAGAUGAUUGUAAGUACCCGUGAUUUCCAAAAAAAAAAUCUGGAUAUGCCUUUGCGGAUUUUAAUUGGAGAGACCCAUAAAUUGCCAUGUA
Messenger RNA from Nicotiana tabacum (common tobacco), 1001 nucleotides. RefSeq names its product mediator of RNA polymerase II transcription subunit 28. Lineage: Eukaryota; Viridiplantae; Streptophyta; Magnoliopsida; Solanales; Solanaceae. Gene Ontology annotation, biological process: regulation of DNA-templated transcription. The record is from RefSeq and is a predicted model, not a curated record. Gene Ontology annotation, cellular component: mediator complex.